AUGGACGACGGCACAAGCAGCGUCUACUCGGCCCCGACGCCUCUGCGGCCCUUCAUGGACGGCGGUGUGCUGUCUACAGAUGCCAGCAGCAACAGAAAGCGGCGCGUGGAGGUGCUGGGCGGCCUCACACCGACUGUAACCCGCGCUCCACCGGGUUCUUUAGGCUCUCCAGCCGUCCGAGCUGCCUCUAACGGGCCAUCAGUGCUCCAAAUGUUCACUGCCGACCACUCCGGGUCCAGGCUAGGCAGCAGCUUCUCAUCGACCUCAUCAGCGUCCACAUUAGCGUCUUCUUGGGGCGUCCGUAGCGCUCGAGACCCGGAACAAGAGCCCGAGCUCAAUAUGAACGGUAAUCUGCCCAAUAAACGCUCGCGAGUGGCGCCCUACGCCCUGCCAGGGCCACAGUUUGAGGCCAUGAAAGAAGACUCGCAGAACCUCCUGGAGGCGAUGAGUAUAUCUCAACAGAACACGCAAGAAUGUACCCAGACACUGGAGGACAGUCCUUCCUUGUGUCUAAUGCGCCUUGUACUGCACCCAGAAGUGGAUAAAGCCGUUACAGCGUUCCAGAAGAACGCUCUGGAGAAGAAAGGACUGUACCGGAUCGAGAUGCAAAUGCUAACCCCACGCGUAACCCUCGGAAGAGAAAGUUACGUUGGGAUAUUUGAUAUGAAAACGUCAGGCGUCGAUCCAGUAAAGCUGAGCAGAACGCACUGCAUAAUAGAGACUGCAUUGGACCCAGAGACCCACCGACACGCCGUGUUUAUCACGGAUAAAAGCACGAAUGGCAUCCGAAUCGACGGUGUGCAAGUACAGAAGAACAAGAAAUACAAAGUAGCAGACGGACAGAAGAUCACGCUGCUGUCUUCACGUCAAGGUAAUGUAUUACUGGGCUACGUCGCUGAAGAUCCACACGUUCGAGGAGCUCAGGAAGGCGGUAAGCUAACGCAAACAGCGAUUCUGGCAGAUUCCCAAGAUAAAUCACAGCAAGGACCGAAUCUACAGGAAUACACACUAGGAGUGCUGUUCUCGGCCCCUCUAGUGGGGAAGGAUAUCCACGGCAAAUAUCAUCCAAUAGCAGAGCUGGAUGUCAAAAGGGAGUACUCGAUUUUACAGAAGAGUCUGGUAGAAGCGUCCAAGUUUGCGAAGCGUCCGGCGGCAAUCAACGACGCAGGUGGUAACAAUGGACCUGGAACGAUGUCCAGGAUAUACCAGUGCCCACGACAGAUCAGUGUGGUGGCCAAGUUCGCCAACACAGACACGUUCCGAGCGAUGGUGACGCUCGGCUGUCGAGCGCUUCAUUUUUCCGGCCAUGGAGAUGAGAAUCACUUGUAUUUUGAAGAUGGGAUGGGUCUAGUGCACCCGAUUCCUCAUAAAGGGCUGCAGGAAUUAUUUUCUGCAGGUGGAGCAGGAGAAUCGACGCUGCGUCUCGUGUUCGUGUCUGCAUGUUCGUCUGCGCCACUGGCCUAUGCGUUCGUAGCGUGUGGCAUCCCUCAUGUCAUUGGAGUACGCACAAACCAGAAGAUCGAAGACUACGCGGCGAUUGAGUUCACACGCGCAUUCUACUUGGCACUUGCAACUGGUAAACCAGUCGGAGCAAGCUUCACAAUUGCUCAGCAAUCAGUUGCGAAGUCUCCAAAUAUCCGAGGACCUAUGGCUGUGGCGGAGAAGUUCAUGCUGCUUCCUGAAGACGGAGACCACUCGGAGAUUAUCUUCCCUCUUGCAGCAGUGGAGUCGUCGAGUACUAUUAAUCUCGAACCGAUGAAGAAGAAACGGUACCCGAAGCUGUGGUUCGAUGACUUACCAGCCAUGUGUCAGGGAUUUUGCAAUCGAUCGGUGGAAGUGUACAAGAUCUGCUUGGCGUUGAUGAUGACGCAGUCUCGUAUCACUCGUCUCGUUACGAUUUGUGGCGAAGAAGGUAUCGGCAAGACAGCGGUAGCUCAUGCGGUGGCGAAUUAUGUAGGCCCACGCAUUACGUCCGAAGGAGGCGUGCGUAUCUUCUCGGUAGCCAAACUAGCUCAAGACGAGAUGGAUGAACAUGUGGGGAUGAUGCGACGUAAUAUCAAUAUCGCGAAUGGAAGAUGUCGCGUACUUACGCGGUUAGAAACGAUGGUAUCUGAUCAUCUAAAGCAACAUAAGGCGCGGAUCGAGUUUAACGGACAGCACAUGCUUAUGGUCAUGGACGGCUGUGACUAUCUGCUACGGAACGACUCUCGACGGGACCGAUUCCGUGUCUUUUUGUCGGAUAUAUUGACAAAUAAUGCGUCUCUAAAGAUUGUGCUAACUGCGCGGACUUCUAUCUGUGCAGACGGUGCUGUCCGUGGACAUGGCGAACGGCUCUACACGCUGUCCAAGUUCGACAUGAAGAGCGCGACGAUGAUGCUAGUGAGUCUCAUGAGCCGGCCGAUUCGUGUUGAGGAACUUAAACACGCACGUGCUGUGAACUCAACUGAUAAACUGGAACUCAUCGCGUCACAUCCGGCACUGCGAGCCACUAUGGGCAUUCCUAAACGCAUUGCCGAUCUUGCAGGUAGGUUGAAUGAAACAACCAUGGAUAAAAUUCAAGUGGACGAGAGAGACGUGGGGCUUUUGAAAUGA
Messenger RNA from Phytophthora infestans T30-4, 2592 nucleotides. RefSeq lists its product as uncharacterized. The transcript has 2 exons. NCBI's taxonomy places the organism in Eukaryota, Oomycota, Peronosporomycetes, Peronosporales, Peronosporaceae. Gene Ontology annotation, molecular function: protein binding. The coding region runs from base 1 to 2592 and encodes 863 amino acids. The record is from RefSeq and is a predicted model, not a curated record.